AUGUUCAAUGGAGAUCCUAGAAGUGAGGCGGCUCCUGUUGCAUAUUUGAACAAUGAUGCUGUCGAUGUAUUCGAGGAGAACCUUUCCGUUGAGGAAUUCGUUGAGCAUAGGGUUGAUGUGUCAGUUAAGGUGCAUGCGUUGCUGGAUUCCGCGGACUUGGGCUUGAUGUAUCGUUGUCUGAAAGUGAAUCCAUGGGCCGGCAAUGAUGGAACUCCAACGCCAACUAUGAUCUGA
Messenger RNA from Sclerotinia sclerotiorum 1980 UF-70, 234 nucleotides. RefSeq lists its product with no specific name. Lineage: Eukaryota; Fungi; Ascomycota; Leotiomycetes; Helotiales; Sclerotiniaceae. The transcript is spliced from 2 exons. The coding region runs from base 1 to 234 and encodes 77 amino acids. The record is from RefSeq and is a predicted model, not a curated record.